GCAAUAAUAACCAUAAUAACAUUGAGCCUUCAAUAUUAUUGUUUAUGUUGAUUGCUGUCAAAAAAUUUAAUAACAACAGUUAAUGCAAAACUACCUGAUCUAACAUAAAUCAUGAAUAUUUUAGUGAAAUCUUGUGCUUUUGGCUUGGUUAGAAGCAAUGUUAUUGCGAGAUCUGUUGCAACAAGUUUAAUAAAUAAAAGUGAAUUUGAUAAUCUUCAUCAUCCUGAAGGUCGAGAACCAUCAAUUCCUCCUUAUGUUGAACGACAAGGUGAAAGUUCUGAUUUAAAAAGAGCCAGAUUAGUGUAUCAAUCAAGAAAACGAGGAAUGUUAGAAAAUGGCCUUGUGCUCAGUACAUUUGCCAAAAAGUAUUUGGAUACAUUUGACGAUGAAGAACUGAAACUUUAUGAUCGUUUAAUAAAUUUACCAUCAAAUGAUUGGGACUUGUUUUACUGGGCUAUUGGUGUUAAACCAACACCUCCAGAAUUUGAUAAUGAAAUAAUGAAUCUUUUAAAAAAACAUGUUAAAAAUGAAGACAGACAAUCAAGGAUUGUUCAACCAGACUUGUAAUACGUCUGUUAACAAACUUAGUAAAAUAAUUGUUAUAUAGCUAAAAGUUAUUCAAUAAUUAUAGAAAGUAAGAAAAUAUAUUUUUAUUCUUACAUAAUUAUUUAUACACUAAAUUUAAACUUAAUUGUACAGAAACAUCAUUGAACUUUUAAAAUAAAACUUAAUGUUUAAUACUGUAUUAAAGAGAGAUCGAAAAAAAAAU
Aphidius gifuensis is the source of this 769-nucleotide messenger RNA. Its product is annotated as succinate dehydrogenase assembly factor 2, mitochondrial-like. The coding region runs from base 112 to 567 and encodes 151 amino acids. The transcript is spliced from 3 exons. Gene Ontology annotation, cellular component: mitochondrion. Lineage: Eukaryota; Metazoa; Arthropoda; Insecta; Hymenoptera; Braconidae. Gene Ontology annotation, biological process: tricarboxylic acid cycle; mitochondrial respiratory chain complex II assembly; mitochondrial electron transport, succinate to ubiquinone. The record is from RefSeq and is a predicted model, not a curated record.